This is a messenger RNA of Parasteatoda tepidariorum (common house spider), 890 nucleotides long. NCBI's taxonomy places the organism in Eukaryota, Metazoa, Arthropoda, Arachnida, Araneae, Theridiidae. The record is from RefSeq and is a predicted model, not a curated record.
AUAUUCACUAUCUUUAAAUCUCUUUCAUUUGUUUGUUUUUUCUUCCGUGUUCUUUAAUUAUUUAAUGGAGGUGUAGCUAUUAUUCUUUUUUUAAGAAUCUUUACAAUAAGAUCCCAAAAUGUUGAAUAAUAUUCGUGGCAUAUUAAAUAGACGAGGUGAUCAGUCAAGAACUGAAUCACUAUCAUCUAGACCUUCUGAAGAAAAUGUUCAAACUGAGGGGUUUGUCUGCCCUACUUGUUUCCUAGCUUUCCCAACAGCCGAAACACUUCAAAAUCAUUAUGAGAGUUCACACUCUGAAACCUUUAAUGAAACUGCUGGUGAUAGACCCUUCAACUGUCCUGCGUGUAAAAUGAAACUAGGUAGUGAAGUUGAAUUGCAAUCACAUUUUACAAGACAUCAUACUGAUAAAAAGGAGGAUAUUGAGUUUGAAGCCAUGUCUCUACAAGUUAAAGCUCUUGAGGAAGGAAAGACUCUUUUGCAAACUGAAUUACAAGCUGUCAGAGAAGAGUUGUUGAAGGAAAAUAUGAAAAUCAGAGAAGAAAGAGAUAGUUUUAAGUUAAAGGCUAAUAAAUUGACCGAUGAUUUGGCGUCAUUAAAACUUCAGUUUGAUGAUAUAAAAGCAAAUAAAAUUUCAUUGGAAAAUGCAUUAAGAUUAUCAAAAGAAAAAAUUAAAGAUCUGGAAAUUGAAGUACACCAAAGACCUGCUGCAGAUGAUGUAGCUGUAUUGAAACAAGAAAUAGUCACUGUACAAAAAUUGAUGAAUGAAAUGACUCGCCAAAGAGUGAAUCUCAGAAAGAAGAUUUGCAGAAAAAGUGUAAUGAUUUGCAAGAUAAUUAUUUAAAAUUGCAAGCUGAAAAGUUGGAAUUGGAAAAUUUUAUCAAAAAUUGUCC